This is a messenger RNA of Gongylonema pulchrum, 297 nucleotides long. Lineage: Eukaryota; Metazoa; Nematoda; Chromadorea; Rhabditida; Gongylonematidae. The record is from the annotation of a GenBank genome assembly.
AUGUCGCUGGCAACUUCUGACUCAGUGAAAGCAAAGGAGCUGAGCUGCGGGCAGCAGCCGGAGACAAGGAUGAGCGGAAAGAAGCAGUGUUCAGCUGCAGCUGCGGGCUGUGCAUUGCUGGUUGCGGGAAUCACCCGUACCACGAAGCUUCUAGCAUCUGUCGUUGGCAUAAUUGCAUCCCCGUUGCUCCGCCAACAUCGUCCCAAAUCACAGACGUUCUCACCCACUGAAGCUGAUUUCGAAUCACUUCUGCAGCAAUAUCAUCGCCCAACAUUGAUGGAAGUUGCUUCGUCAUAA